This is a messenger RNA of Rotaria sordida, 357 nucleotides long. The record is from the annotation of a GenBank genome assembly. NCBI's taxonomy places the organism in Eukaryota, Metazoa, Rotifera, Eurotatoria, Philodinida, Philodinidae.
AUGGUACGACGAUCUACAACUACAGUGACUACAACGAUUACAACAGUAGCAACUAAUUCAGCAUAUUAUUGCAAUGGCAUCUCAUCUUUUACACUAUGGCAAUUAUAUUCUCCCAAUGGAUUAUUUAUGGACAUUGAUACGACCAGUUGUCGUUUUAAUUCAACUCCACUCUAUUUUACUAGUAUGGCUGGAACUAGUUCACAUUGGGAUUUAGCGGGUUACACUGCUAUUUAUAGUCCUACAAAUACUUCAUUUAGAAUUUAUACUCGUUCGUUGAAUACAAUGAAUAGUACAGAAAUGCUUAGUUAUUCUCAAACAUACAUAUGGAAUGUAAAUUGGUUUGGUAUUUCUUAUUAA